AUAACCACUAAACCAGAUAAAUGAGGCUCAAUCUUUAGAGCUAUAGCAGCUGUAGCCUGCAGGCAACUUCAAAAAUGAGUAGCUCCUCACUCACAGCUUCUUUACAUACCAGCAAUUUAAGGUCUCCUUUCGUCGGGAGUUUGAAUGGGUUUCAUGUAUCGAGUGUUGCUGUUCGUCGUGUUGGUUUUGUGAGGAAGGUGGUCGAAUGUAAAGAAUCAAGAAUUGGUAAGCAACCGAUAACAGUACCUUCCAAUGUGACACUCACAAUGGAAGGCCAAGAUUUGAAAGUUAAGGGACCUCUAGGAGAGAUGGCCAUAACUUAUCCACGAGAAGUAAAGCUUGAAAGAGAAGAGGAAGGUGUUCUAAGGGUCAGAAAAGCUGUGGAGACAAGAAGGGCAAAUCAAAUGCAUGGUUUAUUCAGGACUCUUACUGAUAACAUGGUUGUCGGCGUCUCCAAAGGAUUCGAGAAGAAACUUCAAUUAGUAGGGGUAGGAUAUCGUGCAACGGUCGAAGGGAAAGAAAUAGUUCUUAAUCUUGGAUUUUCUCAUCCAGUUAAGAUGGAAAUACCUGAUGGACUGCAGGUUAAGGUUGAAGAAAACACCAGAAUCACAGUAAGUGGUUACGAUAAGUCAGAAAUCGGUCAAUUUGCAGCUUCAAUCAGAAAAUGGAGGCCUCCAGAGCCCUACAAAGGUAAAGGAGUGAAAUAUGCUGAUGAAAUAGUUAGAAGGAAAGAGGGUAAAGCUGGCAAGAAGAAGUAAAUGGUACAUUUUGUUAUUUCUUCCCUUGUUUUUAUUGUAUUUUAGAGCCAUUUUGAAGCUAGGUUUAUUUUGUAAUGACAUGACAAUUUGUUAAUCCAAAGAAAAUGGAAGUCACACAAUUUGAAAUCGUAA
Nicotiana attenuata is the source of this 890-nucleotide messenger RNA. RefSeq names its product 50S ribosomal protein L6, chloroplastic. The record is from RefSeq and is a predicted model, not a curated record. Bases 75 to 758 code for a protein of 227 amino acids. Gene Ontology annotation, cellular component: ribosome. Gene Ontology annotation, biological process: translation. Gene Ontology annotation, molecular function: structural constituent of ribosome; rRNA binding. Lineage: Eukaryota; Viridiplantae; Streptophyta; Magnoliopsida; Solanales; Solanaceae. The transcript has 3 exons.